Molecule: messenger RNA, 849 nt
Organism: Entamoeba invadens IP1
Lineage: Eukaryota; Evosea; Mastigamoebida; Endamoebidae
Exons: 1
Coding region: 1-849 (282 amino acids)
Source: RefSeq, a predicted model, not a curated record
AUGGACAAACGAGUCCUCUUCACUAUUUUGGUAUUCAUUGUCAGCAACAUUUUGCUGAUGUUGGUGUUCCUCCCACCAGUUGUGUUUGUACACACACCUGCCGUGAAGAUGUUAGUGCCAGACUUUACAAAGAACAUUACACUAUUUUCAAAUGAUAAUGUCGGUCUCCGCGACACGCAAACAAUUUCGCGCACAAUACACAAAGCACUUGCUGUCUUAACAGCAGCGAAAGAGAAAUUUGUAUUUUACUUCACAUUAUACUUUGCGACAGUUAUGUACCAUAUCACUGACGAUGGGAUGGCCAAUGUACUAGAUUUGGUGCAGACUGAAUUGUAUAAGGAAAAUCCAAUUUUUGCAUUUGUCCUCUCAGUAUCCUCAAUCGUGUUGGGGCACUUUGCUGUGUACGCUGUGCUCUUCUAUUUCUUCGAGUUGGUGAGUUUAAAGUUUAAAAAACUUGACGAUAUCCGAAGAUUUUGUGCAAAGUUUGGCUGGUAUAUGUCUGCGUUGCAACUAUUUGAUACAUUCAUCCCGUUGUUACCAAUAAGGGUUCUCUUUUUCAUAUUCUCUGUCGUCGGUGUACAAGUCGAAAAUUUUUUGUUCGCACUUCUUCUGAGUUGCCUACCCGAUGCCUAUGUUAAAAUCACAUACGGUCUCAAUUUACUUAACCUCGAUGAGUUUCACUUUGUCGCCGAUGGAAUGUAUCUAGCAGUCGUGUUAUUUGCGAUUGGGACGUGUUUAUUUGUGUGUGUCAUAUUCAGUGUGUACUUGUUCAAAACGGAAGAGGCCACAAAACCGCAGAUAUAUUCCCAAGACAAGACCGAACACAAAGAAAAAGCUAAGUCAGAGUAA